AUGCUCCUCGGUUUGCUUCCUGCUGGCUUGGAAGAAGUCUUCAUCCAAGGUUUCAUCGAGCUGAACAUGAAGCCAACUGUCGUCUUUCUGGCACCAACCUACCAGACAGACUAUAUUUUUGUACUCUGCUUCCUGCUAAGCCAUCAUGGAAGCCAGACAAUACAGCUCGGCCUUAGGUCCUCACGAUUCUUUGAUGAUUUUCUUCUAGAAAUGCAAAAGCUAUCCUCCCCUUGUAAUACCAAAGUACAACCAAAAGGAUUUGGUCAAGCACAUGCAUGCUACUACAAGGAGGGGCAUACUAUGUAA
Molecule: messenger RNA, 306 nt
Organism: Striga asiatica
Lineage: Eukaryota; Viridiplantae; Streptophyta; Magnoliopsida; Lamiales; Orobanchaceae
Source: the annotation of a GenBank genome assembly